Solenopsis invicta (red fire ant) is the source of this 5510-nucleotide messenger RNA. RefSeq names its product protein slowmo (gene slmo). The record is from RefSeq and is a predicted model, not a curated record. Gene Ontology annotation, biological process: phospholipid transport. Lineage: Eukaryota; Metazoa; Arthropoda; Insecta; Hymenoptera; Formicidae. Gene Ontology annotation, cellular component: mitochondrial intermembrane space. Gene Ontology annotation, molecular function: phosphatidic acid transfer activity. The coding region runs from base 252 to 776 and encodes 174 amino acids. The transcript is spliced from 5 exons.
CAAUCGACCAAUAAUAUUGGAUACCGUAUGCAAACCAUCGACCAUUGGCUGACGUCGCUCCUGUGGGGCAGAUAGAGCACACUGUCGUCAGUGCGAUAGCGAUUCGUUUCCACUUACAUCACACAAUCUUUAAAGACGGCUCGACGUACGACAGACGCCCGACAUCGCGACAGCCUGUUCCGCUCACGUGUCGCACGUUAAAUUACAGUGUCCGCCCUACAUGUAGUGUCGCUUACUUUAGCCAAAACGCUAUGAAAAUCUGGACGUCAGAACAUACCUUUGACCAUCCUUGGGAGACGGUAGCGCAGGCUGCAUGGAGAAAGUAUCCGAAUCCUAUGGUGCCUUCGGUUAUAGGGGCGGACGUCAUCGACAGGGAAGUGGUGGACGGUGUUCUUCGUACCCACAGACUCGUGGUUUCUACGCAAUGGGGCUUUCCUAAAUGGACGCAAGCGUUAAUCGGCUACGCGAACUUGUGUUAUGCCAGCGAGCGCAGCGAGGUCGAUCCUGUGAAUAAACAAAUGAUCCUCAGGACUCAUAAUUUAACCUUUGGUAAUUAUAUCGCUGUAGACGAAGCUGUCAGAUAUACGCCUCAUCCGGAUGACUCCACGAAGACGUUACUCACGCAAGAAGCGGUGGUCACCGUCCGGGGGGUACCGCUCACUAACUACAUGGAGGACCUCUUAGCUUCAAAAAUUUCUUUCAAUGCGAGUAAAGGCCGGCAAGGGUUGCAAUGGGUGAUCAACAAGCUCGAAUCCGAGAUGAAGGAGUUUGCCUGAAAGGCCCGGCCGCCGUCGCGAAACUUCUAAACUGCCGCUAUCAGCACAACACCGAGCGCCGGCGUCGAUAGGGAGCGGCAACUUCUAGAUCGAACGAUUACGCGGAUCAGAAGAACAUUAACGUCCCGGGCUUCGUCAGAAACGAGCAGAUGAUUCGCCGCGAGCCAUGUAGAUCGCCUAAUUGAAUUUUGCGAAACUUGUUACUAACCGGUUUGCAGGCACGAACGUUCCCUUUGAGGGGCGAAUGCCUCCGCAACCGUACACUUGGGUCCAGACCUGCAAGGAUCUGUCGAACGGACGGGCGAGAUAACGACUGAUAUAGGAAUACGUAAAUACAUAGAUUUAACAUAAACGAAGAAGUACAACGGUUGUUGCGGUGUUUGGAAAUGUGUGGCAAUAAUUCCAACGCUUCAACCCGUAUUCAACACACAACUGUCGGAGACAAACUACCGAUUCGCGUGAUGUGCGUAGGUUUAAAUGAAUUUACCUACAUUUAGCCAAUUUAAAUAUGUGAACGACCACCGUGCAAUUUAGAAAAUUCAAAAUCAAAUUUAUAUUGUGGAACGGAUGCCGAUAUUAUGUAAUUUAUAUUUAAUUUAUCAUACAAAGUAUCUUUUAGUGAUUAUUAGACAAUUUUUUUCCACAACAUCUACAAAUCGUUUUUCGUUUUUACUCCCUUCCCCACACGUUCUACUUGCCUCGUAUUAUUUAUUUAUUACACACCAUUCAUCAUCUAGUAUCGCAAAUUAUUUUUGUUCGGUGGUGCACAAGUUGUACGUCCUACGAAAUCUACUAUAAGCUCAACACACGAACGGUCCCAUUCACUGGCCGAAGACGAACAAUGUAGACGCAGACCUUCGCGAAACUAUGUUCCUCGGAACUAUGUUCGCCGGACUCUCAUUCCUCCUCAGCGAGAAGCCAAAGCUCUUUGAUCGCGGCGAGGAGGCAACUUAUGUACAUUGCGCGUUCCGAAAUCACUGUGCGUUCCCUUUGACGUGUAUCCGCAUCCGAGAAUCGUACCGUUGUCGCGACUAAUUAAUUUCGCGGUUUUUUCCUUUGUCGACGCUUUAUCGACGUACCGAAAAUUUACAAACUGCAUCGAUUUUUUUCUUGCUUCAACUUUCACGAUCUCUUCGAUCUCUUUUCGCGCUGAUGUUUUGCUCUUUCGGUCGAUGUGAUCCGUCAAUCUGAGUCCUCCAAUUGUUUUUAAAUCCCAAUUGAGACAUGAAAGUGCUCUGUCGGCUAUAAAAGAAGCACGAAACGAAAGUGGUAUUUUUUGUAUCAAAAAAUCGAGCGCGAAAAGAGAGGGAAGAGAAUGAAUUCACGGAUGGUCCAUGCGAAUGGGGCUUUACACGGGGCGGGCCGGGACGCUUUAAUUUAGGGAAGUCGACAUGCACGUCGAUCGUGGACGUUGAUUUACCCACGAGCUGAGCGGUUCGAUAGGAAAACCGAGCAGACAUCAAGCACUGGUGCGUGGGACGCGUACAAAGGAUACUGCUCACCGCUUUGUGAUCGGAAGCUGUCAAUAUUUGUCUGCGUCAGGUAACAGAGAGGCCAGCAAUGAACCGUAACGUCAUCAAUUAUCUCUUACAUACCACCAAACGAGCCGCGCGUCAAAUUUGUCCGUCCUACUUUGGCCUCCUCGCCUCUUAUCGUGAUCACUCGCGGUUCAUCUGGUCGCUCUAUCGGCUGAAGGAUGUUGGAGUCAGUUGGAAAUCGUUCCUCGAUAGUCGAAAGCAACAGUGACUCGAUCGAAACUUCAAUUCGCUCGGUUAGAGAGAUUGUCGAGAAUGUCGAGCCCGAUCCUCCAAUGGCAAAUCGAUUUCUCGCGCGUAUAUUGUGUGCUCUUUGGACGCACGUGGAAGUACUCUACGGCUCGGCGCGAGUGCCCUCGAAAGAUAGUUAGGGAGGAUGAACACCCGGAGAAGAGAGAGAGAGAGAGAGAGAGUGACAUUGGGAUAUUUCGCGGAGAGUAUUGCGAGCAUUGAUGGCCCACCUUGACCGAUAUGUCAAGGUCUUCCACGUGGUGCUGGAAAAGGUAUUAAGCUAGACAAUGGCCAUUCUUUAUCUGAAUAUUUUACUUCUACAUCACUUCGGAUUAUGACUUUGAAUGCUUGUCUGAUAUUAUUAAUGGAACUUGUAUAAAUUAGACGGAACAAGAAAGUAAAUGCAUUCUCCGUCCCACAUAUUUUAUGUUUUACAAAUUUGAUACGAAUUUUUUAUCUUAUUGACAAUUCUGAAUGGCCCGGUGACGUCAAACGUGCGCAAUCUGGAUACACACACACGCGCGCAUUACAUAUUUAUCUUUCGGUAUCGCGAAUAAAGUCCGCGCGUCUUGCCUUAUCCAUAUUUAGAUUACAAUGCUUUACAUUAGAGACGAUACGGGCGAAGUGGCAAUACUCUGGGAGGGGCAAAACCACGCUUCUGUGCGUGGUUUUCGGAAAAUCGGAGAGCGUCUCGCUGCUUGCCUCGGAUUCUCGUGACUCCGCAAUGAGACUGCAGCGGCGCGUAGAGGAUCCCGGGAGCCGUCGCUCUCGUUCCUUCGACCUUCGGGCUCAUAUGUAUCCGAGCUCGUAAAAAGGAUUCGCCUUUCAGUCGAAUCCCAUCCCCGUUCCCUUCGAUUCCGUCUCUCCCGGGAGAGGGUGAGAUUCGAAGAAUCGUCGAACGGUCUCAUGGUUUACACAUCGUGACGGUGCGCUCUCGUCAAAACCCGUAAAAGCUCUCGGGGGACGAUCGACUCUCUGAGAGCUAGGCAAGCGGUCAAGGAGAUCCUCCUCACCGUUGCCGAUUCACGACCUCGUGAAAAGCUAUCCGCCGCAGUCUCGGCGCUCGUCUUAUUUUCCUCGCUCUGCUCCGCUGCGCCCCUCGGCGCCGACGGCCGAGCAAAAGCGCGGUGUCGAUUUUGCUCCAAAUAAUAAAUUCGAUCGGCCCGCGAGUCCAUACACCAUCCACCCGAUCGGUCAAGUACGCUCUGAAAAGUUCUAACGACUGCCCUAUUUUUUUCUUUAUUUCCGUCAGACGUUUUUAAAAGUUCCGAAGACUCACUCCCACGUGCCUCGAUCGUUUCCGUUUAUAGAAUUAGGGUUGAUAGAGGGAAAAAGUUCAGAGCCCCGUACAACAAACAACGCGCGUUUUAAUUCGAAAAGUUUCUUGGGGCGGAGAGAUGGCGAUUUUACUUGUAGUGGAAAAUUUUGAGAUAAUGCCGAACGUAUUCGCGCUAUUAAAAAAAAUCUCAUUUUAUAAAUAUACAAGCCUGAUACCGUUUAGCUAACUUGAGAGAGAGAAUCAUAAUUUUGGCACAGAGAAUUCCCCUUUCAUGUGAAUUAUCUUCUCACAAUACCUGUCAAGCUGUUAUUUUACUUGCAUCAGUAGAUAAAGAGAAUUGGCCGCAAACCAGCACCCGAUGUUCGCAAACUCAGUGUAUUUCUAAACCAACUUCGUCAAUACAUCCCGUUUUAUCCUUUCUGAGAAAGAACUUUUAAUGAGUUCACGUACACUGUUUAAAGAUUUAAAGUUUUGCGAGCUUCAAAGAGAUCGUGCCAUGCUUCUCUAAAGUAUUACAGGCAAGGCGGAGCAUUAUUAUGACGUACAGAACGUCUGCGAUAUUACAUCGUAAAAAUUGCCUCUGUAUAUUAGUUCCUCGCUGCCUAUACUCUAUCAAAAACUCAAAGAGAAAUGCAUAUUAUAAACGGGCGGAAAGAAAAGAAAGCCUUUCGAAUAUCUAACGAGAUUACGCGUAUCUCUUUAAUAUCGAGAAAUAAUUUUAGUUUGACUUUAUUUCGCAACAUUCAUGUCUUUGCAGCCAAAGGUUUAAGGCUUCCGCAAGAAAGGAAGAUUGAAACGCAAUAAUCGAAGGACUUUAGGUGUCCCAGUAAAAGAGAGUCACCCUCUGAGAAACAACCAUUAAAAUUGUAUUCCCUAUUUUACGUUCCGAGCGUUCACAAGUUCUCCUCACCGUAAAACUACGAAGAUAACGGCGAAUGCGAUCAUACAAAUAAUUGCUAGACGCAACGAGUAUCGGCGAACGGCGGCCACAAAGAGCGAGCGAGCGAACGAGUGAGUCUUUAAUUUAAUUAGUAUAUGUAUUUCCCGGGCACAAACGCGCGCGGUAGAUAGUUGCGGCAAAGUUGAUCGAAAUUGGCUAACGUCGACGUUGUAUCGCGUCGCGGCUACGCGAGCACAUAGGUAUUCACUGUUAAAGCAGAUACGUAGGUAAUAACGGAAGACGCCGAGCCGUCGUGGACGACGCGGCGCAUACGCUUGCCCUAUUAGCAUACAAUUAUCUUUAUGCUUCUUUUAUGAUUCAUAUUUAAUGCCAGUUUUCGCCGACAUCGUCACCACUACCACUCGCGUCGAAAACGGCACGAAGUUGGCAAACUUUUACGAUCGUACUUGUUUCGAAACUUAACGUACACCCCGUGCUUGCCUGUUAUCGGGCCUACCACAAUUCGCUUGCACCCUUGUUAAACGUGCCCCGGAAAGUACUUCCUAGAACACACGCGCUGCACGAAAAUUUAUCGUCACACGUGCGAACAAUCGACAAAUGCGAUACACGUCGAUUAUGUUUUACUUUGUCGCGUCAACGUGACGAGCCUCGAGAUUAAAAAAAGAAACGGCGACGAUGAGGCUAUUGUAUCGACGACUUUUUGAUAAUAAUGUGUAAAAUAUGAAAACAUGAAAUAUAAUGUAAAAUAUGAGAAUAAUUUUCAAUAAAAUAUUUUGCUGUGUUUUCUA